AGCAGCUCUUAGCAGAUAUACACGACUCUCUCGCCUAUACAUACGUACAUAUUGUCACAUUACAUUCGCAGGAUAACGCGUGCGCGAGAUUAGACCAUCUACUGCUGGACUAGCUGCUGGAUACGUUACGUACACCUGCGACAGUGUGCCACCUGCGAGUAUACCUUUUGGAGCAGCAGCAGCAGCCACACACGACAGCAGCACCCCUACCUCGAAUCGAGUGCGCGAAAUAGACAGAGUUGUGCACGCGAAGAUCGAGGCGUUGGAAUUGAGAUUGAGUUCGGCGAUCGUAUUUCGAGCCAAGGAUCGCAAAAGUCGAAUUCAUUCGAAAUCUUGAUUAAAAGUACGAACUCAUAUAAACGAAGCGAACGAUGAAGAUCGAACUGGUCGGAUUGCUCGUGCUGAUCGUCUGUGCGACUGUUAUCCUUCGCGCAGAUGCUGCUGCUUACUUCGACUUGGAUGACGAGCUUAUGCCGUCGGAUUCGGACUACCAGGACAACGCUCUGGAAAAUAUAUUGCACAGUGAGCAGCAGAAACGAGCCUCGUGGAUCUCUAUGUUCAGGCGGGCCUGCGUACCACGCAACGGGAUCUGCGACCACCGGCCCAAAGAUUGCUGCUACGGCGCCAGCUGCCGUUGCAAUCUCUGGGGCUUCAAUUGCCGCUGUCAGCGCGUCGGCCUGUUCCAGAAGUGGGGCAAGUAAGACGUCUACUUAAUUCCUCGCCCCGAUAUCGUCGUCGUUUUACCUGCACCAACACCACAACAACAAUCAACAACUACAACCUCUCGCACACGCCGCAUCGUCGACAAACAGCUAAUCAACAACUCCGACAACAACAACAACAGCUACAACUACAACACCAUAAUGGAGCGACGAAGCUAGUCGUGUAAUAAAUCAUCAUGCGUCAAGCUCUAUGCGCGUGUAAGGCUCGAGUGCGAAUAAGAAUCCUAAUCAAUAGCGCAUAAGACAAUUGAUUUAACUGAUUUUAUUUCUUAAUGUUUAUCAAUAUUCUUUACUUAUUGGUAUAAUAGUUAUAUUUUUUUAAUAAUCAUAACAGUAAUUAAUUAUUAUAUAAUAAUUGUGUGAUAGGUUCGACAUCUAUCGUUUAUCAUUUGUCAUUUGUUAUCUUCAUCCAGAAAAGGGAUCUCUUCUAUAAGCAUGAAUUUAAGAUAGUUGCUUAGAGAUAAGCCUUUAAUAUUUUGAGUGUGUAGAUUUGUCACAUACUUAACUCUGAGUUCUGUUGGCUUUUAUAAACAUCCGUAGUAAACCCAAGUUACAUAUUAUAAUGAUGCCUCCGUGUAUAUCGAUUAAAAAAAAAACUUAUUCUAAAAAUGUGACUAUAACGAUUAUCAAAUAAAUGUCGUAAAAAUGAUGUAUUAAAAUUAUGAUAUAAUGAUCAAAAAGCUCGGAACUAAACUUAAAAAAAACUCGUUAAAUGUAAUGACAAAAAAUAAACGCGUCAUUCAUUGAUCUCAAGUUUCUUUGAGAGAUUAUCAAGACUGUAUAAAAAUAAUAAAUUAAAGAAAAAUAAUUUUACCCUCUGCACUGUAUGCAUUACAUAAAUGAAUGUAUAUCAUGAUUUUUCAGUAGAUUAUACGAUAAAAACUUAUUGAUUCGUUUCCAUCUUCAAUUCCGUAGAUUAGGAUAAUAACUUGAGUGGCUGUACUUAUUUGACCUGUUGAACGUUCACCACGAGUAUACGGAAAUUAUGCGUGAUCCAUACGAUAGUCACCAUUUGAAACAGAUACGACACAUGGCAUAGAUCAGACGGGAGGGGGGAUGGGAAUUAUAUCGAAUAGAGUGUAGGUGGGUAUGCCGUAACAAAGUGCAUAAGCAAUCAUGGCUCAUCUAAUCACAUUUCGGUUAUCGGUCAUAAUUGUUACAAAGGCGUUUGCGUCAGAUUAUCGAUUUUUCAUAUCACUUCUAUAUUAUCAGCGUACUCGCAUAAUACGAAAUUCAAAGUUUAUAUACAUAAUACGAUAUAAUAUAUUAUAUACAUAAUAAAACAAAGUCAGUUAUUCAGACUAUGUUACGCGAGCAGUGGCACACGAUAUGAACUUCUGACGCGGUGCCUAAUGUUUGAAUUUCUGAAAUUGAAUUUCAAAGAUAAAUUCCGUUUUAUUUGUCACGUUUAUAUACACCAUAAAAUCUCUCUUUCGACAAUCGAAUGGAAAUUCAAGUGUUUGUCUUCUCUUAUGCGUGACCUUUUCAUUUCUUUUUUCCCUUUUCUUUCUCUUCUUGCUUUAUUAUAUAUCGCAUCCACCGAGAGGUGGAAUCGAUAAGUCUCGCUGAAGGCACAAAUACACGUUUUGCGCGCCAUUCGCCUCCGAGACGCAAAUAGUCAGUGUAAUAGAAAAGGGGGAGGGCUCAAGACUGACUUAAAUCUCCGCGUGUUGUGUUUUUUCCGUGUGAUUGCUUGUAAGCCAUAGUCGAAUUAGAUGCUUAUAAGAGCAUAUACCUCGUGUAUUGCAUGUGUGU
This is a messenger RNA of Trichogramma pretiosum, 2477 nucleotides long. Its product is annotated as U8-agatoxin-Ao1a-like. Lineage: Eukaryota; Metazoa; Arthropoda; Insecta; Hymenoptera; Trichogrammatidae. Gene Ontology annotation, molecular function: ion channel inhibitor activity. The record is from RefSeq and is a predicted model, not a curated record. The coding region runs from base 372 to 701 and encodes 109 amino acids. The transcript is spliced from 3 exons. Gene Ontology annotation, cellular component: extracellular region.